Molecule: messenger RNA, 402 nt
Organism: Dibothriocephalus latus
Lineage: Eukaryota; Metazoa; Platyhelminthes; Cestoda; Diphyllobothriidea; Diphyllobothriidae
Source: the annotation of a GenBank genome assembly
AUGCCCUUUUUCUCCAUUUCUGCACUGCGAGCCAUUACGGCUGCCUACCGGGUGCAGCUGAAUAGUUGCAUGAAACAGACCCUUGUCUACGCGGGCAAAUCACGUGUUGGGUCUCUUUUUGGUUUCGCCAUGCCUUUACUAAUAUGUGACAGCACCCUUCUUCGUAUCUGGGAUGUCUUCCUGCUGGAAGGAAUCAAAGUCCUCUUCCGCGUCUCUCUGGCCCUCUUCAUCCACCAGAAGCCCAUUCUGCUGCGCCAGAAUGACACCCUGGCGCUAUGGAAAAGUAUGAAGAGUGCCGUCAGUCUUACCUACGAUGUUGAUGGUCUCAUGAAGGUAAGACUUUUGUUAUUGCAUGGGUAUUUAUUUUUAAACUGGAAUCAGCUUUAUUAUAGAUCUCCAUAG